Kuraishia capsulata CBS 1993 is the source of this 624-nucleotide messenger RNA. RefSeq lists its product as uncharacterized. The transcript has a single exon. Gene Ontology annotation, cellular component: nucleus. Lineage: Eukaryota; Fungi; Ascomycota; Pichiomycetes; Pichiales; Pichiaceae. Gene Ontology annotation, biological process: single strand break repair; double-strand break repair. Gene Ontology annotation, molecular function: DNA 5'-adenosine monophosphate hydrolase activity; double-stranded RNA binding; single-stranded DNA binding. Bases 1 to 624 code for a protein of 207 amino acids. The record is from RefSeq and is a predicted model, not a curated record.
AUGUCUUUUCGAUUUGCUUUGAAUAGCUACAUAUUGAAUCCAGAAAAGCACAAGGAGAGCGUGGUGUUUGAAGAUGACAACUUUGUCAUCAUAAAAGACGCGUUUCCGAAGUCUGUGAUUCACUACUUGGUGCUGCCCAGGUCCCCCAAGUGGACCUCACUGCACCCUUUGAAGGCUCUCAAAGACGAUGAGUUGCUUGCAUUGUGUCUCGAAUAUGUGGAGAUAGCCUUAGCCAAACUCGAGGCCGUAUUCAACUCAAAGUAUAGACAUAUAGGAUCGGAGCCAUUCAGCGUGCGAGACGAUUUUGUGCAAAUAGGGGUUCAUUCAGUACCCUCUCUCAACAACCUCCACAUCCAUGUCAUGACCAAAGAUCUGUGCUCUGCCCGAAUGAAGAACAAAAAACAUUAUAAUUCUUUCAAAACAAGAUUCUUCGUUCCAUUGGAAGACAUUUCCUUGAUGGAUAAGGACGAUCCCAGAAUGAGUCCCCGCCAAAUGGAAGACACCAUCAAGAAUAGCGAUCUUAUUUGCCAUUAUUGUGGGGAAAAUUUCAAGAACAAGUUCGCCUUGUUGAAAAAGCACAUUGACCAUGAAUUUUCCAAAAGCUUCAAAAAAUUGGGAGUGUGA